AUCCUCAGCCAGAAGCAGAGACCACUGUGGUCUAUGCCACGAAUUCACCAGCCGCUGGUUCUGAGUGACGACGAGUGCACCCCGCCUUAUCCUUUCGAAUUCCGUGGAUUCCAGAAGACCUGUAAGGUCUCUCGUAUCGAGCGCUCAAGCCUCGACCUGUUCUUCCGGGCUUAGCCACUUCUUUGCUCAGUCGUUCCGCAAAAUUCUUUGAUGCGCGGCGGCGCUUGGCCGAGCAAGGCGGCGUUUUUCCUAGCACGACUGACUGCCAACUUUCGUAGGUGUGCCCCAAGAGCUCCUCUGUCCGCAACCAUGUGCGCGCGAUGGUCGCGCCCAGUCGUCCCUCUUGCAGCUCUGCUCUUCGCGCUUCUCGUGUCCUCCGCAACUGCCACUGCCACUGCCACUGCUGUGCGGCGCAGGGAGCUGCGGAAGACGCAGGCCGCGCGUACGCCCAACGCCACGCUCGUCCUGCUGCCGAACAACACGCUCGGCGCAAAAUGCCUCGACGGCAGUCCCCCCGGCUACUACUUCCGCCCGGGCACGGGGGCGGGCCGGCUGAGCUGGCACAUCUUCCUGCCCGGGGGCGCGUGGUGCGUCACGCCUGCCGACUGCGCCGCCAGGGCCAAAACGCGCCUGGGCUCCACCAAGGGCUUCCCCUCCAACCCCGCGCACUAUGGCGCGCAGCUGAGGCCCGCCUUCGACGGCAUUCUGUCUCCCGACGCGAGCCUCAACCCGUCGCUGUACUCGUGGAACCUCGUACGGCUCAUCUACUGCGAUGGGGGGGGGUACGCCGGCACCAGGGGCCGCUUCAACCUCACUUCGGCCGCCGGCCCGGGGAACUCGAGCAACGCCACGGGCUCAUCCCAGAUCAGCAAGUCAACGAACUCAAGCGUGGCGCCCACAGCACCUAUCUACCUGGACGGGUGGAACAUCAUGCGCGCCAUCAUGCAAGACUUACAGCAGAAUCGUGGCAUUCGCUCAGCCUCGCAAAUUCUGCUUUCGGGCAGUUCAGCGGGCGGGCAGGCAACAGUGAACCUCUGUGAUUGGCUGGCGGCAUCCUUCCCUGCCGCCUCGACCCGCUGCCUCGUUGACUCAGGAUUUUUCUUUGACACGCGCGACCGUGCCAUGAACUACACCUUCAGGGCGCUGGCGCAGAACCUCACCGCGCUCCACCGCCCCGCCAACCCCAACUGCUCUUAUGCCGCCAGGCCAUCACAUCAGUGGAAGUGCUUCUUCCCACAGUACACACUCCACAACGCCUCCACCCCUGUCUUCCUCUUCCACACUCCGUUCGACUAUGUAGCCGCCAUGAUUGGUAACCAGCUCCCGAACAACUACACUUACACAAACGACUGCUUAAGAGAGAUUCUCGACAGCCAAAAGAAUCUCUCGGGCGUUGUGAGGAGCAAAGGAUGGAGCUCGUUGCAGUGGAAACCCAGCUCCGCAUGCUCGCUGUCUGAGCGGGACACUCUAUUCUCGACUGCAUUUGGUCUGUACGACCAGGUGAGGGUUCUUUCACAAGAGAGAACAUCGUUUGGAGCUUAUAUUCCAAUGUCGUCGGUGCAUUCAGGCAUCACAAAUGCGUAUUGGAAUAAGCCAUGGGUAAACCGUGCAUCCAUCUCUAAUGCCUUCACUGUAUGGUCAAGCGUCGCGUUUAAAAACGUCUCCAUCAUACUUUCUCAAUGAUGCUUAACGAAAAGAGUAUUGACUGUACAAUAUGGUACUUUGCGGAAUAAUGGCUUCAUCAUUGU
Molecule: messenger RNA, 1748 nt
Organism: Closterium sp. NIES-67
Lineage: Eukaryota; Viridiplantae; Streptophyta; Zygnematophyceae; Desmidiales; Closteriaceae
Source: the annotation of a GenBank genome assembly